Molecule: messenger RNA, 556 nt
Organism: Xenia sp. Carnegie-2017
Lineage: Eukaryota; Metazoa; Cnidaria; Anthozoa; Malacalcyonacea; Xeniidae
Exons: 2
Coding region: 36-500 (154 amino acids)
Molecular function (GO): protein dimerization activity
Source: RefSeq, a predicted model, not a curated record
AGAAAAGGUUAGGUCACGCGUAGCGCGCUUCGAAGAUGGCUUUAAGGGAUAGAAGAAGAAAUGCGAAAUUUCGGGAAAAUUUCCAAGCAUUAGAUGAUGUCCUUCCGACUGUGGAUUAUCGGCGGUCAAGGCUAAAGAUUAUCGUAGAUGCAACUAAAGAAAUGAAAUCGAAAAAUUCAUUUCUCGAUGAAUUUAGACAGCAUUAUAAUAUAAGUAAUGCUACAGAUGAAGAAGUUAUGGGACGUGUGAAAGAUGACAUUAUUCCUAAAGAAAAACAAAAAAAAGAAAGUGAGAAAGGAAAUGAGGAAGUUGUCCAGUCGUUCAAGAAAAUUACGCCAAGAAAAUUAUUCCCAAGUACGCCGAAGCAAAGUACGCCGGAGAAUAAAACGAAAAUUACAGAUUUUUAUUCCAAUGACGAAUUUUGGCAAAGAUUUUCACCAAGCAUGGCAAUCAAGCAUGGCAAGCGUCGCAAACUUGCUAAAGGAAAGACAUUUGAUUAAAUACAUUUUACAAAAAGUCUGAAAAAUCAGUUGAAUAAAAUUAACUUUGAAUUCAA